CCUCAAUGAUCUCCCAUUUGCCACCGUCAUCAAUCCCUUGCCGGGUGUUUCCCUACCCGUCUGCCCGUUUCUUGCUCUUCCUCCGACUACUUAUAUACACAGUACAACUUCUAUUCUACCCCCACGAUAACCUUUCAAAAGCGGAAAGCCACCCCCUGAUCACCGCUGCCGCUCCUCAGCUACGCAGGCCUUGUUCUCCUUUGCUUGUCCCCGGCCACCCACACCUAUGUAAGCAGUUUACAUGGUUGGAAACAACAACAUCCAUACAUUGUUUAAGGUUCCCGUGAUACGACACGGGAUUUGAACUACCUACUUAUCUCCCUAGCUUACCUUUGCUAUGGCGGGGAGAUAUCCAUAUUUCUUUUUUUCUAGGCGAGAUGUCUGUAAAAAUCGUAGUAAGCAGGCGCACCCGCUAGAGGUACCCUCUAAUUUGGAAACCCACUGUGUAUUCCCGCUUCUUAUCUCUGCUCUAUGAUUUACUAUACCCCAGGAAUGAUGACGACGUAGUCUCAACAGCCUAUCAUAUGUUUCGGAUUGACCACGAGGAUGAUCUACACCUCUGCAUGGAUAUAACUUGUUAGCUUGGUACGUUGAUCCUACAAGAAACAGGAGCCAAAUAAAGGACAACCCAGAUAUUUCUU
Messenger RNA from Neurospora tetraspora, 641 nucleotides. RefSeq lists its product as uncharacterized. The coding region runs from base 6 to 287 and encodes 93 amino acids. The transcript has a single exon. The record is from RefSeq and is a predicted model, not a curated record. Lineage: Eukaryota; Fungi; Ascomycota; Sordariomycetes; Sordariales; Sordariaceae.